Spirodela intermedia is the source of this 4053-nucleotide messenger RNA. Lineage: Eukaryota; Viridiplantae; Streptophyta; Magnoliopsida; Alismatales; Araceae. The record is from the annotation of a GenBank genome assembly.
AUGAGGGCAAGGGUCCUUUGUGAAGUUCUCUUGCUGCUCGCGCUGUUGGUGCUACUGCCGGUGACUAGUAUUGCGUCGGUGAGGAGCCCAGGAGGAGCUGGAACGGAGCUCAUCAGGGAUGAUUUUCCCCUCGACUUCAUCUUCGGAUCUGGAACGUCGGCGUAUCAAGUGAGAUGUUCGGUCCUUUGUUCUUCACCUGAGAAUGAGGCGAAUGGUGGAGGGGUCUGAUGAGCACGCACCAGCCCGGUCGAUGCAGGUUGAAGGAGCCGCGGCGGAGGACGGGAGGACGCCCAGCGUCUGGGACACCGGGGCUCACGCCGGUAACUGCUUCUUUCGGAUGGCCCCUGUUGAUCAAGCAAUAGCCAAAACCUUAUCGGAAAUUUUCGCCGGGGAGGCUGAGAAAAUGCACCAGUCCAAUUUUCGGUAUAUAUUUCUCAAAUGACUUGUUACCACAUCUAAAUACAGGAAAAGUGGCAAACGGAAGUACGGCAGAUAUAACAUGCGACGGGUAUCACAAAUACAAGGUACAGGUCACUAUCUUUGCUCGGCUUGAAAAUGUUUCCGUCAAAUAUUCUGGAGUUGCGAUUAUAAUGAAAUACUGUAACAUCUGAUAAUUGCACGUAGCCUGAUUCUCUGUGGGAAUAUUCGAUAACUGACUUAACGGAUCAUCAUCUGUAAAUUUAGAGUAUUUAAGUUUCUGGUAUCAUGACUUAACAAAUUUCUCCCUUAACCAUCGAAGCAAUGUUAUCGUGGAGGUUGCUAAAGUUUCAUAUAUCUGACUAGAUAAAACUCAAUGCCGGUUUUAUCAAGGGCGCUUGUCUUUUAGUCAUUAUUUUUAGCCAUAUUCAUUAUCCUAUGUUUUUCUCACUAUUCGUUUAAUAUGAGCAUUUUCCUCUCUGCCUUGUAGGAUGACAUCAAACUCAUGAAAGAGCUCGGAUUAAAAGGCUAUAGAUUUUCUAUUUCUUGGUCAAGGCUUAUUCCUAGUAUGGGACUACAUUUCGAUUUCAUUUGCUACAAUUUUCAUGACCAUGUUUUAUCUGAAAACUCCGCUCCAUGUAGAGGGAAGGGGUGAUGUCAACCCAAAGGGUCUGCAGUUUUACAAUGAUUUCAUCAACGAACUGAUUGGAAAUGGUAUGGUUUCGUAAAAGUGCUUCGAAAAUAUGAGAAUAUCAUCCUUGCACAUCUCUCAUCCCUUGAAGAGUAUUAAUUAUAUAAUUAUUGUAGUUCGCCGAUUUUAGAUUCUUACCUUUAUGAGAGGUAUUGUUCAACGAGCGUCUAUUAUGAGAUGGUGAAGGUGUACCAUUCAAUAGGUGUCUUUAAUGAGAUGGUGUAAUUUGUUCAUGUUUUAAGAUCUUCAUAAAAGGAAGCAUGCAUACGAAUGAAAUUGAGAUGUGCAUAACGUUAUUCCCUGAAAUGAAUUUAAAUACUUAGUUGAUGGGGGAUUCUAAAGUAUGCAAGGUGAUGCUAGGUCAGCAAGUUAUUUUCCCACGUAAUAAUACUCUCUAGUAAAAGAAAUAAGGCACAACUAUGCUGCAUUGAAGGCUUUAGAUGUAUGCACGUUUCAUGAUAGAAAUGUGCUAGUUAAAUGAUUUCAACAGAAAUGGUUCUUAGAUGUUGUUGAGAUAUGGUGGCUGUGUUAAGUGGGCUCUUAAAAGUUCCUACUGAAUAUAAUUUAUUCAUGUAUCAUUGGAGGAAGUAGAGAAAGGGACGAUUGUACUGCAGGAUGCUAUCAAGUCGGCAAAUGAUUGCAAAUUUUGGUCCUUCAAUGUUUUUGACCCCCUGAAAUUUCAUACAAUUUUUCACAUUCCACGUUGGCAUCAUUAUUGAUACAAGCCAUUUACAGGCUCCUUGUUUACUUAGGAGGUCAACAGGGGACACUUUUUUCUUGCAAAGUAAAGAAUGGAAUUACUUCCGUUAUACCUUUCACUUUCUCAUCUGCAUUGUGAUUUCGUCUUUAUCUAUGUGAAUCAUCUUGUAGGAAUCCAACCUCACGUUACUCUUUUCCAUUAUGAUCUCCCUCAAGCCCUUGAGGAUGAGUACCAAGGAUGGCUAAGCCCAAAGAUCGUGUAAUAUGGCUAAACCACAAAUUUCCCUUUGGUUUCAGUUUUCUUCUUCUUUUGAUAAUUUAUAUAUUGUGCACACUAAGGUAGUGUGUAUCUGGGUAGAGAAAUGGGGAUUUCCUUCCAUUAACUGGGAGCCAAGGAUCAUCAUUUAAUGUUAGAGUUUAAUGAUAGUCAGUGUUAUUAAUGUAUGGCAGGGAUGACUUCACAGCUUACGCAGACGUCUGCUUCAAGGAGUUUGGGGAUCGAGUUUCCUAUUGGACUACCCUUAAUGAACCCAAUUUUCUUGCCCUUGCUGGCUAUGACACGGGGAUCUUCCCACCGUUCAGGUGUUCCAGUCGUUUUGGUCGCAAUUGCUCCAUUGGUGAUUCUACAUUAGAGCCAUAUAUUGUGGGCUACCACUGCAUUCUAGCACAUGCUGAAGUGGCAACGCUCUAUCGAAGAAAGUACCAGGUUACCACUGCAUUCAUAAGGAUAAAUUUCUAUGUAUAACCUUUGGAUUAUGAAAAAAUAACAUAGAGUACUCAGGUGAUACAAAAAGGAUUCAUAGGUCUAAAUGUGUUCGUUUACCACUUCACUUCUCUCACAAAUUCCACAAGGGAUGUUGCUGCUGCUCAGAGAGCAUAUGACUUCUACACCGGCUGGUAUGCUGCUCAUCCAUCACGUAACUUUUCAACCUCGUUUUCCCUCGGAGGAUGACUUUCUAAAGGAAUGUCUGAUUAAGGUUUGUCAAUCCACUGGUCAAUGGAGAUUAUCCGAGCACCAUGAAGGAGAGAACAGGCAAUAAGAUGCCUUCAUUCUCGGUUUAUCAAAGUGAAUACAUAAAGGGCUCCUUUGACUUCUUGGGUGUGAACCAUUAUGCGACAGUGUGGGUGUCAGAUGUUAGCUCUGAUAAUUCAUCAACUUACGAGAGAGACUUCGGGUUUGAUAUGUCUGUAAAAUUGACAGGUACUACCACUGACGAUGCAUUUCGUCUCUUUAUUUCUUCAUUUUUCUCAUUUUUCAAUUUUGAACUCUUUUUCGCUUAAUUUUUCUAAACAUUUCAGGUAAGAGAAAUGAAAAUGUUUCCGAGGUAAGUGUUUUAUGAUAAAUCAAUUAAAAGUCAAGUGUUACUUAAGACUGCUUCUAAAAAUCACUCUCUCGAUUCACUCAGCUCCCUGCCACAGUCUUUGGCAUGCAAGGAAUGUUGGAGCACUUCAAGAAUGUCUAUGGGAAUCCUCCCAUCUACAUCCAUGAAAAUGGUAAGUAUGACCUCUCCUUCUUUUCCAUUAUUAUAAAUUAAAAAUAUAGAUCCUUGUUACAAUAGUAUCACAUGAAUGCAUGAUAUUGUGCUUAUGAUUGAAGUAUAUGAGACCACCUCUCGCUGACAGCCACUGGCUUUGACUUGUCACGAUUCUUUAGUUUGUUCUAAAGUUCUAUCAUAAGUCACACGCCCUAUCUAUGUAAUCCAUCUAGCAAAGUCAUUAAAAAAAAGAAUAUGUGUGCUUUGAAUUUAAAAGGUGAAAGCAUUUGAUUUUGACAGAUGAUUUAUUUGUGAGACGGACUGCCCGAGGCUUUAUGAACUUAACGGUUAAUGUUUUAUCUACAUAGGCUAUUCAACACCACAGAACUCGUCUCUGGAGGAUACUCCACGUGUUGAAUACUUGAAGAUGAACAUAGGAAGCUUGCUCGACGCUGUUAGGUAUAACUCGUCACCUUCUUCUUUAACUGACUGAGAAAUCGAUUCAUACCUUAUUCAGAUUUUGUGUAUUGGCUUAGGAAUGGGUCAAAUGCGAGAGGAUACUUCACGUGGUCGUUCUUGGAUGUCUUUGAGCUGAAUGAUGGGUAUCAAUCGAGUUUUGGUCUCUACCAUGUGGACUUUGAGGAUAAGGAGCUCACUAGGCGGCCCAAACUCUCUGCUCGGUGGUACUCUCAUUUUCUCAAAGGAGGGCAUAACAAUAUCGUCAGUGUGAGCGUGAGCAACAACUCAAACCCAUCUGAAGCUCUUGCUUAG